UAUUCGCUAGCCUAACUCCUCGUCCAUGACGUAGCCAAUUUAUGCCCCUCCAAACAACCUCGACCUUCACUGCCAAGUACCAUCAAAGCUUAUGUCGCAUCCCUACCUCAUCAAAAUCCAAUCUACAACUCUCUAGACAUAAUCCAAGAUGGGCUACGAUCAGUCAGGCGUCACCCGCUCUCUUAACACCAUUCAGAAUGAGCUACAAUACCUAGCGUCACAAGGUGUCAUUGCUCCUCCACAACUGCAAUCGAUCCAAGCACAACUGCCACGACCUGAUGGCCAGCCAGCCCAAUACAUCGACCCGCGCUAUGUCAACGGCAACCAGCAAUUCAAUCCGGCACUGAUCGCCCAGCAAGCACAGGACCCUAACAACCCUGCGCAUCCGCAGAACCCGAAGCAUCACGAGUGGGCUGGCAAGCUGGCGCACAAGUUUGGCAAUGCGGCCGUGUACGGUGCUGGAGCAACGUUUGGUGCUGAUUUAGUGAACGAUGUCAUGAGAAAGUUUUAGAGGCUUUAACGAGGACUUAGGUAAGAAACGAAAUGUAGAAUCGAAUUACGACUGGAUUGGGUAUAAAACUUUGGUAACGCAUCUACUCUUUGCUCAAUAUGAUUUCCUGCCUUGGAAGUAGUUGCAGCCACCAUCUGCGCGACUAAAAUGGCUUCCAUCGAAACGAAUUACCUUCUCUGCUGCUGUGGGAUCGGCCCUUGUACUGAUGU
Messenger RNA from Didymella exigua CBS 183.55, 720 nucleotides. RefSeq lists its product as uncharacterized. The record is from RefSeq and is a predicted model, not a curated record. The transcript is spliced from 3 exons. NCBI's taxonomy places the organism in Eukaryota, Fungi, Ascomycota, Dothideomycetes, Pleosporales, Didymellaceae. Bases 149 to 511 code for a protein of 120 amino acids.